Molecule: messenger RNA, 686 nt
Organism: Lolium perenne
Lineage: Eukaryota; Viridiplantae; Streptophyta; Magnoliopsida; Poales; Poaceae
Product: 18 kDa seed maturation protein-like
Biological process (GO): embryo development ending in seed dormancy
Source: RefSeq, a predicted model, not a curated record
UGUCAAAGCACACACCAACUCCUCCAGACCCAGCGGCAUCAUCAUCAGCUACCUGUUCAGAAGUGAAGUAGCAAGGCGAGGUCAGGCGGCAUGGAUUCAGGCAAGGAGGCGGCGGCGAACGUGGGCGCGUCGGCGCGCGCCGGCAUGGAGAAGACGAGGGCCGCCGUGCAGGGGCAGGUGGACAAGGCCGCGGCGUACACGACGGGGCACAAGGAGGCGGCCGAGAUAAACAAGGAGGCGGCCAAGGUGAAGAUGCAGCAGAGGGUGCACGCUGCCGAGGAGGAGAAGCAGCGCGCCAUGCGCGAGAACGCCGCCGCCAAGGAGCACGCCAGCGGCGCCGGGAAGGAGGAGGAGGAUCACCACGACGGUCACCGCCCGGAGAGCGGCCACGGUGGGGAGUGAAGCGCGGGCGGUACGCUGAGAGCUCGGCCGGCUUGGCACAACGGCGCAUCGCCCGAACGACCGGCGGUCACUCCGGCUCGCUGAUUCUGUUUUGUGUCGGUUUCCAUUUUGCUUGUAAAUCUGAUGUGUACUCCCAAAUCUGAUGUGUACUCCGGCUCGCUGAUUCUGUAAUAGGAUGUGUGUGAGAACGCAAUACAAUUGUAAGCUGCAUGUAUUAGUUUUUUCUCGAGGGCAGUGAGUAAAAGAGUUGUCCAAUUAUUCAGAGUAAAAUGGUGUUGCUAUUA